Fraxinus pennsylvanica is the source of this 1890-nucleotide messenger RNA. NCBI's taxonomy places the organism in Eukaryota, Viridiplantae, Streptophyta, Magnoliopsida, Lamiales, Oleaceae. The record is from the annotation of a GenBank genome assembly.
AUGGCAUCACUUCGCUCAGCUGGAUAUGUAGACCCCGGGUGGGAGCAUGGUGCUGCUCAAGAUGAGAGAAAGAAGAAGGUCAGAUGUAAUUACUGCGGAAAAGUAGUUAGCGGUGGGAUAUACAGGUUGAAGCAACACCUAGCUCGGAUUUCUGGAGAAGUAACAUAUUGCGACAAAGCUCCAGAGGAGGUGUGCCAGAAAAUGAGAGAAAAUCUAGAAGGGUGUCGUUUUGGUAAAAAGGCAAGGCAAAUUGAGUACGAUGAACAAUCAUUUUUGAAUUUUCACGCCAAUGAUGAUGUGGAGGAGGAGGAGCAUGCUGGAUAUAGGAAUAAAGGAAGGAGGCAUGGACGACCUGGUACCAAAGAGAUAUCAUCCUUUUAUGUGAACUCAGAAAAUGAAGAUGAGGAAGAGGAGGAAGAAGAAAAAGAAGAUAUACAUCACUUGGGCAAUGAUAAACUUUUUCUCGGGGACAAAAGAUAUCACAGAGAUUUGAGAAGAAGUUUCAAAGGGAUCUCCCAGGGUAAUGGCCCUGAACCAUCACCGAAAAGGCCAAGGUUUGAUGCUAAUAUUCUGAUGACACCCAAGAGUCAGAUGCAAGCAUCUGGCAAACAAAUGAAAACAAGUUCCUCCAGCAGGUCGCGGAGAGAGGUUACUUCUGCUAUUUGCAAAUUCUUCUAUCAUGCAGGAGUCCCUUUACAUGCAGCCAACUCUCCUUAUUUUCAUAAAAUGCUAGAUUUGGUUGGUCAGCAUGGGCCUGGUUUAGUGGGACCAUCAAGCCAAUUGUUAUCUGGUCGGUUUUUACAGGAUGAGCUUUUGACCAUAAAAAACUACCUCGCUGAGUACAAGUCUUCCUGGGCAGUUACAGGGUGUUCCAUUUUGGCAGAUAGUUGGCAAGAUAUGCAGGAAUAUUUGUUUAAAAUGCUUGACAGAGUGGUUGAGGAGACGGGUGAGGAAAAUGUCGUGCAGGUAAUCACUGAAAAUACACCCAGAAUUUACUGGAGGUUUUCAAAAUUGGACGUGGGUAAGGAAGUGAAAAGCAUUGUGCUGGAUUCCUCAUUUUGGAGAAAGGUACAGUAUGUUAGGAGAUCAGUUGACCCUAUAGUGGAAGUGCUACAAAAGAUUAAUGGUGAUCAGAGCCUUUCGAUGCCAUUCAUCUACAAUGACAUGUACAGGGCAAAGCUUGCAAUUAAAAUCAAUCAUAAUGAUGAUGCACACAAGUAUGGACCAUUUUGGAGUGUGAUUGACAAUCACUGGAGUUCAUUAUUUCACCACCCUCUCUAUCUGGCUGCUUACUUUCUCAAUCCAUCAUAUCGCUAUCGUCCGGAAUUUGUUCCGCAUCCUGAUGUCGUACGUGGCCUGAAUGCAUGCAUUGUUCGACUGGAACCAGACAGUGCAAGAAGGAUUUCUGCAUCCAUGCAGAUUUCUGACUUCGGCUCCGCAAAAGCUGAUUUUGGAACUGACUUGGCAAUUAGUACCAGAUCAGAGCUUGAUCCAGCUGCAUGGUGGCAACAACAUGGGAUAAAUUGUUUGGAGCUGCAAAAGAUAGCUAUAAGGAAACGCUCCUGUGACGUAGUGUCCUCUGACUGUGUUCUACAAGAGAGGUUACUGUAUGACUGGAUUGUGGAGACAGAGAAACAAGCCUUGCAAGAAGAUGAGGAAAUCCUUUACAGUGAAAUGGAGCAGGGGGAAGCAUACGAAACAGAUUUAAUGGAUUUUGAAGAUGGGAAUGCAGACUCUAGAAAGAGAUCAAUAGAGAUGGUGAGUUUGGGCAAUGUAGUCGAACCUUUGGAACUUUACCCUACUAUUACUGAUGCAGCCACCGAUGAUGAUGACGAUGACGAUGAUGAUGAUGCCGAUCUCAACUUUCUUGAUGACAAUUUAAGUGAUUAA